Molecule: messenger RNA, 1698 nt
Organism: Hypoxylon trugodes
Lineage: Eukaryota; Fungi; Ascomycota; Sordariomycetes; Xylariales; Hypoxylaceae
Product: sterigmatocystin 8-O-methyltransferase
Exons: 4
Coding region: 260-1606 (448 amino acids)
Molecular function (GO): O-methyltransferase activity
Source: RefSeq, a predicted model, not a curated record
AGGGGGAAUCCAGCCGACCGGAAUUACGAGUUUGCUUGGCUAUACUAGGUACCAUACUUGAAAGGCAUUCUGGUAAGAUGUAGCUCCGGCUGCGGACCGACCUGCUAUUGUUGGAAUGGUCGUAAAUGAUCUCAAUCUGUUCGAUCAAGAUGAAAAACAUGUUAGUCCCAGGUCUUAACAAUUUCUAGCAUGAGUAGUAUUCCUUUUAGUAUUAUUUUGAAAUUUUCCGAAAGAAAAGCGUACGCAACUGAUCCACGCAAUGGCGGACUCACAACCAACUUUGAAUAGUCUUGCAGCGAAGAUCACGGAGCUUACCGAAACCUUCACUCGUUAUCUUAAGGAGAAUAAUGUGCAGGAACCAACGUUCGCGGUCGAUAGCCCGACGAGCUAUACCAACCUAUCGCCGGAGAUCUUCAUUACGCGUCAUCAACUAUUAGAUGCCCUGUCAGACAUGUGGUAUCUAACGCAGGGGCCCAGCGAGAGUAUUUUCAACUACGUCCAUAAUUGCAUACCUGACGCUGCAACCCUCAACGUCUUGAAUUAUUUCGAUUUCUGGUCUGCCGUACCCCUAGACGGGUCUGCCUCCUAUGCCGAGAUCGCACAGCGUGUCUCCCUCCCCGAAGAUGUUGUUAAACGAAUCCUGUUACAUGCAGUGUACCUGCGCAUAUUCGAAGAGACCGAUCCUGGGAAAUCUUCUUCACGGAUUCGACAUAAUUCUCGAUCGGCCGCACUAGCACGCUCGUCGGGGCUUAAGGCACUUGUAUCUACAAUCCUGGACGAUGCUGGUGCGCCAGUAAUGGUCCUAAAUGAAGCUCUGGAUAGGUAUAGCCGCGGCAAGCCAGCUCUUACACAGAAUGUAAACGAGACAUCGUUUGCCUUAUUCCAUGGCGGCGGGCAGUUCGGCAAAUACACAAACUCUUGGGACCUACUUGAAAAUGAUGGCGAAGGAGAUAAGAAGGGCUGGCGGCAGAGGAACUUUGUUGAGUUCAUGCGCUAUGUAAAAGAGAUCUUUCAACUUGAAGGAGUUGUUCUUGACGCUCAUGACUGGAAGGCUGCAGGAAAAGCGGAAGUGGUCGAUAUCGGCGGCUCUGCAGGUCACGAUGCUAUAGUGCUAGCGCGCAAGUUCCCCGAACUAAGUAUCACAGUUCAAGACUUGCCAAAAGUGAAGCCUGUAUUUGACGCCAACCUUCCGGAGGACGUCAAAGAUCGUGUGUCAUUUGUGGAACAUGAUUUCUUCGAGCCGCAGCCGGUUCAGGCGGACAUUUACAUAUUCAAGAUGAUUCUUCACGACUGGCCGGACCACGAAGCGUCUAAAAUUUUACGGGCACUAAUUCCCGCUUUAAAGCCGGGCGCUCGUGUUAUCCUCUUUGAAUACAUUGGUAACCAAGGCGAAGGUGACAGCGAAGGACCGGCACUACCACGCACGAUUCAGCAGAUGGGUACGGCAACGGAUAUAAGACUAAUGGCACUAUUUAAUGGAAAGGAACGUCCCGUCGAGGCUUGGGCGAAGAUCUUGCGCGACGCCGAUGAACGGUUCGAGCUGGCGAAUGUUAAGGCCAAUCCAGUUACCUUCUUUGCUGUGAUCGACGCCGUUUGGAGAGGUUAGACAGAUGCAACCCCACAUAACUAAGCUUCUGUCUUCAGGUUCAUAGGAUACGCGCCGAUUCUCUCAAUUAAGGUAGGACUAUCAUUGAGGAG